Psylliodes chrysocephalus is the source of this 899-nucleotide messenger RNA. The record is from the annotation of a GenBank genome assembly. NCBI's taxonomy places the organism in Eukaryota, Metazoa, Arthropoda, Insecta, Coleoptera, Chrysomelidae.
AAAAGGAGAAGCAGAAGGAGAAUGUCAAUUCACUUUCAACCACAGGGUUAGCUAUUCUAGUUAUCAUAGUUCUGUGCUGUCACAUAAUUGAUAGAUAAAACCAUUGAACAAACAUUCAAACUUGUCCAUGCCCAGGUCCACAUCAAACUCACUAAGAUUUUUUUCAGAAAGGUAUCCGGCCGGUUUGGAAUACCUCAGCCACAUCGACAAGCUGCUCAUCGAAAAGGUAAUCGUCGAUGUCGACCUUUUAAGCCGCGCAGAAACCGAAAACAAAUACAUAAUAAGAAAUUGCGAAGGGGAGCAGAUUUUUUACGCCGUAGAGGACACUUAUUGCGGUCGUCUUCCGUACGAUCUGCAGAUUUUCGACAACUAUAUAGUCGAGAAUAUACGGCUGAGCAAAAAGAAGGGUUAUUAUCCAGGUAUAAAAGUUUUUUUACCACUAGAAAAGCUAGCAGCAAUAGUAGAAACCAAAUGCAAGAUAUUUCCUAAAUACAUCGUGAAAAAUCCUUGUGGUGAAUCGGUUUUGAAAAUUAAAUUCCCUUUUAUAUGCAAGACCGAUAAGGAUGUCGAAGGCACUGUUUUUGAAAAUAAGGAAUUUAUCGGAAGCAUCAGGAAGAGAUGGUCCAAGCUGAACAUGUACGAGAUUACUUUUCCUAAAGAGCUAGCUGUGGAGAAGAAGGUUGCUCUGGUGGCUGUUUGCUUUUUAAUCCAAGCUACGUUUUUCAGAGACACGCAAGAAGCUGAGAAGAAUGCUCGACAUACGGCCAGAGACUUUCUUCCCAUGGGUUCUCAUUUUGGAAAACAUUCAUAAAGUCAUCGAAUUCUGCACGUUUUUAAACUUCUGUAAUUUUAAGUAACACCUGUGGGUGUAUACUGAUUUUUUUUAGGAGGGAAAUAAG